Molecule: messenger RNA, 2205 nt
Organism: Anarrhichthys ocellatus (wolf-eel)
Lineage: Eukaryota; Metazoa; Chordata; Actinopteri; Perciformes; Anarhichadidae
Exons: 2
Coding region: 153-1460 (435 amino acids)
Molecular function (GO): catalytic activity
Source: RefSeq, a predicted model, not a curated record
UAUUUUACAAACCAAUUAUUAAGGACUUGUAGAUGAUUAAUAAAGUAAGUAAAUAAUUAAGAACUUAUGUAGAUGUACAUUCAUGCAUUUAUAUAUAUAAUGAUUUAGAUAUGCCCUAACGUUUAGGGAUUAUGUUAAUAUAUGCUUUAUAAAUGUGUAUUAAUACUACAAUUGACUCGUCACUCCUGAGGGUACGCUGGCAGCCGCUCCUCUUGACACUUUGUUACCGCUUGUGUGAUUUAUGUGAUUUUUACAGCUAUUCUAUUCAACCCCGUUUUUUUACGUAUUUUAAUUGCUCCCUGAGUUGGAAUACGGUCGGGAUUAAUUCAUUUGAGAGCCUAGCCUACCUCCCGUGUUGGAAUACAACAGGAAUACGGUGGACAUUUGGUCAAACUGAGAGCUUACCUGCUCUACUGGAGUCCUUGUUCUGUGAUGACUAUUGGUUUUUAAACUGUUGGCAUCUGCUGGCCGGCUUGUGGUCGAUUUUGAAAAACAGACCUCACUACAUCCAUAGAGGUUCGCGCCGCGGUUUCAACGUGGAAUCAGGAAACAAAACAAACCCAGGAGUCAUCAUCGGAAACAUUGCGAGACUAGCCAUCAUGCACCGGGCUGAACUAAAACUGUCUCCUCUGCCAAUGCCUGAUCUUUCCUCUAUGGAAUGCCUGGCCUUCAAAUGCAAACCUCCAUACUCCAUGACAGUGCUUCUCAUAUACCGUCCUCCGAAACCAAACCCAUCUUUUCUACCUGAGAUAAGUGAUCUGCUUACCUCACUCUGCACUAUGUUAACUAACAUUGUCAUUGUUGGUGAUUUAAAUAUCCAUGUCGACAACCCCUCCUGUCAAAUUGCAGGAGAUUUCCUGAGUAUGCUUGAGUGUCUUGGCCUGCAGCAGCAUGUUGAGGUUCCCACUCACACCAAGGGGCACACUCUGGAUCUGGUUAUCACUGACUCUGCUUCCAUCAGUAACCUACAGGUUUAUGAUCUCGGUGUGUCCGACCACAAGGUGGUCUCAAUGGCCUUGACUUUUGUGCUGCCUACUAUUAGACCUAAACGUCAAAUGUCUUUCCGGAACUGGAAAAGCAUUGACUCAGCCACAAUGACCACGGAUCUCCAGCUCAUCACCUGCCCAGCCUCUGCAUCAAUGGAUGAAUUAGUGGAACUCUAUAAUACAUCCCUGACCAGUGUUUUUGAUCUCCAUGCCCCUGUCAAGUCACGUGAGGUAAUUUUCUCAUGCUCCGCUCCCUGGUUCACACAUGAGCUGCGGAAAAUAAAAUCAGCUGGGCGUGUUCUAGAACGACGCUGCAGACACUCUGGGCUCACUGUCCAUAAACAGGCUUUCCGUGAGCAUCAAAGGGCCUACUCCAACUCCCUUAAAGAUGCCCGCUCACAGUACUAUUCCAGCUUAAUCAAUGAAACCCUGGCAACUCUAAACAGCUUUUUUCAACCACAAACCAUAUCCUGAAGCCACAACCAUCCUCUUCAACUGAGGCUACAGAGGAGCAAUGCAACAGCUUCAUUGACUUUUUCAGAUCCAAGGUCAACAACAUUCGCUCUCUGAUGUCCAGCUCUCCAUCUAUGCUUCCCUCUGACACCAACACCUUAUCUGCGAGUGUGCUGUCUCCUCUACAUCUUGCUGAGGUUCAGGAGAGCCAUGUUGAGGAAAUCCUCAGAAAAAUGAAACCCUGUACCUGUACCCUGGACCCCAUUCCUACUGCUCUGCUCAAAUCACAUAUCCCCACUCUCAGUCCUUUGAUCACCAAAGUUGUUAACCUUUCCCUGCAGUCUGGCUGUGUCCCACCUGCACUCAAGGUUGCUGUCAUCCGUCCCCUUCUCAAGAAGCCCACCCUGGACCCGGAGGUUCUAGCCAACUACAGGCCUAUCUUCAACCUCACCUUCUUGUCCAACGGUUUAGAGAAGGUAGUUGCUUAAAACUUCAGGACCACCUCAAACACAACAAUUUGUUUGAAAAAUUUCAGUCAGGAUUUCGUUCAGCCCACAGCACUGAAACAGCUUUGCUCAGGGUGACGAAUGACCUGCUGAUGACAGCCGAUGCGGGAUCACCCUCACUCCUCAUCCUCCUGGACCUGACUGCUGCAUUUGACACAGUGGAUCACACUAUCCUCCUAGAGCGCUGCAUCUUCCCAGUGAGCCAUAUUCAGUUCUGCCUGAAAGGCAGCUUUUACCACCCAACUGCUGCCCCAUACUCC